This is a messenger RNA of Cotesia glomerata, 3013 nucleotides long. RefSeq lists its product as uncharacterized. The coding region runs from base 177 to 2204 and encodes 675 amino acids. The transcript has 5 exons. Gene Ontology annotation, cellular component: nuclear membrane. The record is from RefSeq and is a predicted model, not a curated record. Gene Ontology annotation, biological process: nuclear migration along microtubule. Gene Ontology annotation, molecular function: lamin binding; actin filament binding. Lineage: Eukaryota; Metazoa; Arthropoda; Insecta; Hymenoptera; Braconidae.
GAUGGCGGAUAGCCGGAUAGAAGUAAACAUUUAAGGUUAAAUUGAUGAUGUGAAUUUUUAAUUAUUGCUAAAUAUAUUUUUUUUUACAUCAUUACAACAGAAAUACAAUAGAGUGUAUUUCUUAAAUUAAUUGACCUUGUAAUUAUUAAUUAAAAAUUUUAAUUUUUGUAUACAUAAUGGAGAUUGAUAUGAAUUUGAUGAUAAACUUUGUGCCGAUAAUUGCGACAAUUUUAGCCCUUACAAUUGCAUCUUUCGUCGUUAUUCAAAGAUUAAAACAAAGAUGGCCUAAAACUCUCAAUUGUUGGUUUUGUAAUGCUAACUCUAAGAUUUGUAGAACAAGUCUAGACUGGUGGAAAUGUCCCAGUUGUCACCAAUAUAAUGGAUUUUCAAAAGACGGUGAUUACAAGUAUGACAUACCGGAGCAACGGAGUAAGUCCUUAAAUAAACCAGCUGGACAUUAUUCAUCGGGAAAUAAAAAUCAACAGACAAGGAAAACCAAUGGAUUGUGUAAAAAAUGUAACAGUAAUGAAGAGCUUAAAGUUAUCGAGUUACGUUCAAUUGAUCCUCUGCGUUGGCGUCCGUCUGAGGUUGAGAGUUUCAAACAAAGUCUCGACGAAAAAUAUCCUCUGUGUAAAAAAUGUAAUUCAUUUGUUAAAAAAGUUAUACAGAAACAGAGUCAUUGGUUGAUGCAGUAUAAAAUGCUCUUUUUUAAGCAGAGGUCUAUGGAAAUCACAGUAAAACAUAAAACAAUGUGGGAAAAGCUUUGUCGCACAAUUUUAACAUUUUUGAGCGCCGGUAUCAUUUAUUAUCCAACAAAUCAGCAGUUAUCAAUUAUUGGAGCAUUGGUACAACUCGUGACGGUAACGAGAGUACACAUUACCAAAAGAAAUUUUGAUUUAUUACUGACAUUAAUUUGGGUAGGAAUUUGUAUAUUAAUGCCUUUUAGUAAUAUAAGAUUACUAAAGCUUAAAUUUAAAAUUGAGCCGCUUGAUUUGGAGUACAUAACUGGUUAUGGGAUUAUUGCUGUUUUAUCAAGUGUUUUGGGUUUUAUUAAUUUAACUUCAAACAACCCAUCAAACGGCAAUGUAAAUAUAUCAUUUAAAAAACUAGAAUCACCUAUAGCUAGUAUUAAUACUGUCCACAAGGAAUUAAAUAAUGCUGGUUACUGUAACCAAAAAAAUAGUAUUGAUACUUCAAUCCACAAUCAAAAAGAAUAUUGCAAUAAAAAACUUGAAAAAGAUAUGUCGGUUCGAAAAUCACUCGUUAAUACAACACAUUUAUUGAUGACAGAUACAUCUUUUGACUCGCCAGCAACAAUCAAAGCUUCAAUGUCACCGUAUUUCAGAAUAUGUGAAAGUCAACGAAGCUCAAUUUCAAAUGAAUUUACACCGAAGAAUAUAAAUGUUCCGACAAACAUUUCAUUUAAAGGUUCUCCAGAAUAUAAUCAUAAAAAUCCUGAGAAAUACGCUCUGAAUGAGAGCUUGAAAACUUUGAGUAAUUUAUCUUUAGACAGCAACCAUAAGCAGACCUCAAAAAAUUCUCAAAUUUUUGAGACCAAAACUUAUGGCACAUCUAGUCCAGAUUUAUUUCGCCGAAACUACAGAACCUCUCAGAAUAAAUUUAUUCUAGCACCACCGAAACUCAAAUCAGUAACUCAAACGUCUUGGGUAGCUGGAGGGUACUGGCAAAUGGGAAUGGAUUCACCAACGUUAUCAAGAUCAUCAAGCCAGAGCUCCGGAUUUGGAUCUACUGCUUCAAACCUCGGGCCAUCUCGGGAGCCAUCUGUCCUCAAUGAAGUAGACAGAUGUUCUGUAGUAUCUGAAGUUUUACCUUGUUAUAAUGCUCAACGGCAGACCAGUGUUGGUUCCGCAAACUCAUUUUGUCAACACGGUCCAACUUAUCGUGUAGCAACUCCAGACUUUAACGGGUGCAUGGGGACCUCUCACAGUCCACCGCCUAAUUUAAUAAUUGCAACUCCUUGUAAUCAAUCAUUCCAGAAACAAUCGUGUCACAACUAUCACAUCAGCGAUCAGUGUACGAAUGGUAACAUCAGUUACAAUAUGGUUCCACAAACUCCACAAAUAUCAUCGUGUAACGCUUCUCAUCCUAUCAGCAUUUUGAAUAGCCCUAUUUGGCUACCAGCUCUGCUCUGUGGAUCUAUUGUCUUCAACAUGGUUGUAUUUUGUACCGUAUUGUUGCGUUAGUUUUAUUUUUUAUAAUCAAAUUUAAUUUUUUUGUUGUUUUGAAAUACUCACUGCUUACACAAUCAUUGCCACUACAAUCAAGUUUUGAUAAUUAUUUGAUGUACAUCAAUGAAGAGGAUUUCAUCCGUCAUAGAAGUGAAUUUCAAGACAAUUAAAACUAUCAUUAUUAUUAUUAUUAUUAUGAAGUAUAUAAAAAGUAUCCAAAACAAUAGAUUGAUAAAUGCGUUUUGCGCAUUACACUCCGAAACUUGUGAUAAAAUAUUGUUCGUGUGUGUUCAUUAGGAUACGUAAUUAAAUGUAAAAGUCUCCAAUGUGUAAUAUAUAUUAUCCAUCUGUUAUUGAUCAUUUUUUGUGAUUAAUUUUAUUUUAUUAUUCAAAUAGAUAUUGUUAAUUAUUUAAAUACUUUUUAUUACUUAACAAUGUUUAUAUAAAUUUACUUUCUUAUAUACAAAAAAUACUUAUAUAUUUAUAUACUUGUAUAUUUAUUAAAUUAUUAUACACAUGAUCAAUAAUAGCGGACCAAAUUGUUAUUCCGGAGACGUUUACAUAUGUACAUCUCUCAAAUAGAUAUAAUGCGAGUACUGAAUAAAAUAAUUAAAACCAUUAUCACUUUUAUUUUGUAAGUGAAAUAAUCAUAAUUAAUUGAUAUGAGUAGUUUUGAUAAUAAUAAUAAUUUAUAUUGUCUUUCAAAUACAGCAUAUUAAUAGAAAAUCGUGCCGAAACUGCAUUUAACCCAAAAGUUGCUUUAUUUUAUUUUAGUUUUUUUUUUUUUUUUUUUAUAAUAAAUAAAAAACACUUUCAAGUUUUUA